This is a messenger RNA of Carassius gibelio (silver crucian carp), 1981 nucleotides long. Its product is annotated as T-complex protein 1 subunit delta. The record is from RefSeq and is a predicted model, not a curated record. Gene Ontology annotation, molecular function: ATP-dependent protein folding chaperone; ATP binding; ATP hydrolysis activity. Gene Ontology annotation, cellular component: chaperonin-containing T-complex. Gene Ontology annotation, biological process: protein folding. Lineage: Eukaryota; Metazoa; Chordata; Actinopteri; Cypriniformes; Cyprinidae. The coding region runs from base 249 to 1850 and encodes 533 amino acids. The transcript has 13 exons.
CCGCGGCUGCAGCUACAUCGGGCAUGUUUUAAGACACCACUGACGUCAUCCUCACGCGCCGCACUGUCACGCGGGUCCCUUCAUCUGUUACCGUCGCAACCGGAGGAUCUGGAAGGUUCUGUUUGGAAGUUUCCGAGCCGAACGUUAUCUGAGUCCAUCCGAACCACCCCGAGGAUCCAGAGAGACUGAGCAACGUCCAUCUUCAUCUGUGACUUCUGAGGAACGAUUUAACUUCAAUAUUAGCCUUCAUGCCUGAAGGCGUCGGGGCUGCGUACAUGUCUAAAUUCAAAGGAAGUGCGUAUGUGGACCGGGACAAACCCGCUCAAAUCCGCUUCAGCAACAUCAACGCCGGGAAAGCUGUCGCAGAUGCGGUCAGAACAAGUCUGGGCCCCAAGGGCAUGGAUAAAAUGAUUCAGGAUGGAAAGGGCGACGUCACCAUCACUAAUGACGGAGCCACAAUCCUCAAACAGAUGCAGGUGCUGCAUCCUGCAGCCAGAAUGAUGGUGGAGCUGUCUAAAGCUCAGGAUAUUGAGGCUGGUGAUGGCACUACAUCAGUGGUGGUGAUUGCUGGAGCUCUUCUUGAUGCCUGCGCUAAACUGCUACAGAAAGGAAUCCACCCGACCAUUAUUUCAGAGUCUUUCCAGAAGGCUGUAGAUAAAGGUGUGGAGAUCCUGACGGCCAUGAGUCAGCCGGUGCAGCUCAGUGACCGAGAGACUCUUCUGAACAGCGCCACCACCUCGCUCUGCUCUAAGGUGGUGUCCCAGUACUCCAGCCUGCUCGCACCCAUGAGCGUCGACGCCGUCAUGAAGGUCAUCGAUCCCGCCACCGCCACCAGCGUUGAUCUCCGUAAUAUCCGCAUCAUCAAGAAACUCGGAGGGACCAUUGAUGACUGUGAGCUGGUGGAGGGUCUGGUGUUGACGCAGAGGGUGGUGAACACUGGAGUGUCCCGUGUGGAGAAAGCCAAAAUCGGCCUCAUCCAGUUCUGCCUGUCCCCUCCCAAAACUGAUAUGGACAAUCAGAUUGUGGUGUCGGACUAUGCUCAGAUGGACCGUGUGCUCCGUGAGGAGAGAGCUUACAUCCUCAACCUGAUCAAACAGAUUAAAAAGGCCGGCUGCACUGUGUUGCUCAUCCAGAAAUCCAUCUUGAGAGAUGCACUGAGUGAUCUGGCUGUUCACUUCCUGAAUAAGAUGAAGAUCAUGGUGGUCAAAGACAUCGAGAGGGAGGACAUUGAAUUCAUCUGCAUGACUCUUGGCACCAGACCCAUUGCUCAUAUUGACCAGUUCACUCCAGAGAUGCUGGGAACAGCAGAGCUAGCUGAAGAGGUUAGCCUGGACGGAUCUGGCAAACUAGUGAAGAUCACAGGAUGUGUAAAUCCAGGAAAGACGGUCAGUAUUGUCGUUCGUGGUUCCAACAAACUGGUGAUUGAGGAGGCCGAACGAUCCAUCCACGAUGCCCUCUGCGUCAUCCGCUGUCUGGUCAAGAAGAGGUUUCUGAUCGCCGGCGGUGGAGCACCAGAGAUUGAGCUGGCGCUGAGGUUGGCAGAAUAUUCCCGCACCCUGGCCGGCAUGGAGGCGUACUGUGUGCGUGCGUACGCCGAUGCCCUGGAGGUCAUUCCCUCGACUCUGGCUGAGAACGCUGGUCUGAAUCCCAUCUCUACAGUCACAGAGCUGCGCAACAGACACGCACAGGGAGAGAAGACGGCCGGGAUUAAUGUCCGCAAGGGUGGGAUCUCUAACAUCCUGGAGGAGCUGGUAGUUCAGCCUCUCCUGGUCUCCAUCAGUGCACUCACCUUCGCCACGGAAACGGUUCGCAGCAUCCUCAAGAUCGAUGAUCUUGUGAACACGCGAUAAAGUGAAUGUGAUCCGUGAAGGAAGAUCCAACCCCAUGCUAGCCACCCCAAUUAGACCAACUGAUCUGUAGCUGUCUGUUGUUGUUACCUGGAGUAAUUUAAUAAAGCUUUUUUUUUUUUUGAACACUGGAA